Messenger RNA from Anopheles stephensi (Asian malaria mosquito), 9990 nucleotides. RefSeq lists its product as uncharacterized. Gene Ontology annotation, cellular component: SAGA complex. Lineage: Eukaryota; Metazoa; Arthropoda; Insecta; Diptera; Culicidae. Gene Ontology annotation, biological process: regulation of transcription by RNA polymerase II. Gene Ontology annotation, molecular function: transcription coregulator activity. Bases 887 to 7459 code for a protein of 2190 amino acids. The transcript has 8 exons. The record is from RefSeq and is a predicted model, not a curated record.
AUACAAUAGCGGACGCCGCAAAUAACCGCAUAGCUGAAGUGUCGAGCUCCUCAAUGUAAACAUGUGGUUCGGGCAUGCUGCAGAUUUUCCACGAGAGAACUGUCAGUUUCGAAUUGUCAAAUUCGCAUGAGAGCGAAAGGGAGAGACGAACACAGAAGAGGCUCGGAAAGAGGGUACAGAGAACACACGGAAACGGGUGGUGUGAGCGAAAACGAGAAAAACUGAAAAAUCCAUCAAAAAAGCAGGGACGAAAGGCGAUUGAAUGGAUUAAAAGAAAACGGGAAAAGAAAUGAAUGUUUUGUAAAAAAAAUAACCGUUUUAGGGCUGUGUUACGCCGCGUGUUGAAGUGUGAACGGAACAUGUCCGGAAUGUUCGCCAAAUGCUACGCUACAUAAAGGAUAAAGCAAUGCUUUGCGAAUAGUGGCUACAAGGAUUCUGUCUCUGUUGUUGUUGCUGUUGUCCGAUUGCGCCUCUUCUGCAGACGUCGGAUCCUUCGCAAAUUGUAUGUUAUAUGGUUAACUUCCAUUCAGGACCCCGCUGCUCAGGCAGUCGCAGCGCAGUUAUCAGAAUAUAUCUGCUUCACUAGCAUUGGGGGUAUAAAACUACGGCUAAACAUCCAUCGUGUGACAACAACACCAUUGCGGUAAGGGCUAACGAAGCACCAGCGCCAGUCGGAUUCCUCACUCGCUGUUGAAGCUUGAACUGUCGCCAACAGCAGCCGACCAAACACAUUACAAGCAAAAAAACAUUUCUUAUGUAAGCAGUUCAAUGUAGAAUACAAAAAGGUUUGCACUGUAGAGUUGUGUCCAAAGAGUGCGAUUCCCUCAAUCGUUAUCUGGGUGAAUGUAUCAACAAGCGGUACCGGUCUGUGGUGGCAAUAAGCACAAUGCAAAAGUUAGAAACAACAGCAUGCCAAGAAGCCGACUUCAUGCUGAAUGAUGCUUACUGCAAGCUGAGAAAGUCUCCUGCGCGGCAAUCGUCGUUGCUCAUAGAUCCUGCACCGCAGUAUCCGAAUCUUCCCAGCCCCUUACUUAACGACAGCACGCCACUGUUUAACACAUCGUCCGAAGGCAAUAGUCCUAGUCCCGCAUCACCAUCAACUACCUUCACCUCACUUAGCGCCGGCCAUCACACCACGUCGCCGCCGGCAACAUUACUAGCCUCGCCUUCACCAUCAUCCUCGCCAAACAGUAGGACGACGACGACCACAAUCACACCAACUAUAACGGCGGAAAACACGUUGAAAUCCUUGUCCACAUCUUCGGCUAAGCUUAAUCAUCAUCACGUGGAAAAGCGGUUGGCAAGCGAUUCGUCCUGCUAUGGAAGUCCUUCCAAGAAGACGAAACUCUCUCCCACGUCGUCAACAUCAACAUUGUUUUCCUCAACAUCUUCAGCUUCUUUUCACGUGUUGGCUCCGUCGCCGUCUUCGUCUUCCGUCCUAUAUCGUCAUCACCAUCAUCACCACAACAGUGGAGGAGAUGCAGGAAGUGGAGGAAGCAAUAUUGGUGGCAAUGGUGGUACUCUGCCUAGCUUAGUACUGCCACAAAAUCAAAGGCUUGUCGAUAGUCAUUUGUGCUUCUCGUCGGCUUCAAGUGGCAGCACCGGGCACGGUGGGACAAACGAGAGUUUAAACAUACAUGACAAGCUCAGGGAAUUGUUUUUGGAGUUGCUCGUGGAGGGUUCGAGCGACAGUGACAGACUUAGUUUAAGGAAUACAUCUUUUCUCUUGGAAAAGCUUAUCCUGCGCGAACAGCUCAAUACCUUGAUAGUGAACCUCUACCCUGGCAACAAAGGAUACUCGCUUGCAUUUCGAAUAGGAUCGCAAGAGGACGGGGGAAGAAAUGUUUCAAAAAUUGGACCGUCUGCAAAUCUGACAGUCUUUUCGACAAUGGGCACAGGUGUUGGCCCACCGUCCGUUUCCGGCAAUGAUUCACUGACGGUAAAUGCUAGUGAUCUCAAUAGUGAAAAUCUGCAGGAAACUAUACGAUGGCCAUAUGAGGAAGAAGAUUUGUUAGACUCUAUCGAUCGAGAAGAACUACCGUUGGUGUUAGUGGACAUCCUUGAGAAUAAGUGUCCUGCGCUGUUCUACUGCGGUUGUGUAGUUGCGGAGGUACGCGACUAUCGGCAAUCGUUUCCUAUUUUUACCUGUGAUACUUUCCACGUGUUACUGAAACCCACCAAUCAGACCUUGUUGGCCGACGUGAAUAUUCUAACAGCGGAGGGAGAGUGGAGUCCUGAAGACAAGCUGGCGCUUGAGAGUCAGCUCGUGCUGGCAACUGCCGAACCGCUUUGCCUCGAUCCAAAUCCGGCGGUCGGCAUGAUGUCCAUAAACCAGUAUCAUCGAAGGCAACUGCUCAACACAGCUACUAUUCGGCGUCAGGCAAAGAAGUUCUCCCAGAUUGCUGUUAAUCGCAAGAGGAAAACCGACCAAUUUACACACAACUUUGGGCUGGAAUUAAGCGACUUUAUCAACAAAUACCGGGCACGUCCGCCGCGUCAACAAAGCGUUAGGCGUGGUGUGGUCAGUUUCACUCUACCUAAGAAGCCGUCCGAAGUGGUGCCAACGGUAAACUUGCCCAAUCUGGAGCUACCCGAACUAUCGAUACCCUCUGAAGUGAACGUGGAAAAGUACGCCCGCAAGUAUGAAGCUCCCAAGGAGAGUCGCGACUGCAUACCGCAAUUGAUUGAAGAGUACAUUCUGGAAACGGACCGUGUCGUAAAUCGGGGCGAUACACGAGUGUACCAUAUUAAGCUUUCCAUUUUUCAACGACCAUCGAAUUCGGAAUAUCUUGGCGAAUUGUACGUUGAUCGAGAUUAUCGUGAGAAUGAACGAAAUGGCGAAGCUUGUCAAUUUUCUUUAGGAACAAGAGCGCACGCCCACCGCUACAUUCAACAGUUUACGGAAAUUUUUACCGAGGAAGGAAGAAAAUCGGUCAAAAUUACACAUCUGGUUCCGGGACAGGUUCCCAAAGUGCUGCACACAGCCGGUAUGCGAGAACAGAACGUUCAGCAACAACAGUUACAACAACAACAAUUACAACAACAGCAGCAGCAACAACAACAUCAACAACAACUGCAGAACCAACAACAGCACUUGCAACAACAGCAACAACAACAUCAUCAACAACAGAUACAGCAACAACAAACAUUGGUGCAACAACAAAUAUCUCAGAUUCAGCAACGGCUACAAUCUCAUCCAACACAAGCACUGCUUACGCGGUUGCAAGCGACAAAUCCUGCUUUGGCGUCACAAAUUGCGACGGCCACGGGUGUUAAUGGUAACAUCACAUUGAAUGCAACGAAUCCAAAUACACUACCUGGUAAUCAAACACAACAGGCGCAUGCGAUAUUGACCACAUCGCAGUCAGCUGUUCAUCAGAGUUUAUCCCAGCAGCAGCUUAUAUCGACCUCAUCUACUGGUCCCAACAUCUUAAGCAUCGGACCGACGGCUUCAGCUACACAGCCACAACAGUCUCCCGUCCAGCAGUCAACGCAAACGCAGAUCCAUAUUCAACCACAGCAUCUGAUAGCUUGUUCGGGCCACCAGCAGCAACUGUUCAACACAAAUUCCUGCGAUUCAAGCAAUGCUACGACUAGCAUCGUAGGCACUGGCGCAGGAACGACAUCAAGCAACGUAACGGCUUCGCAAGGAACGACGAUUACGCUGCAAACACAGUCAUCAACACAGCAGCAACAGCAGAUCCAACAGAGUCAACCACCACAGCAAACAUUGAGCCUAAGCAACGGAUCACUGCUGCUCGUGCAACCUUCUGGACAAAUAUCGAACCUAACGAUGACCACUAACGCUGCAGGACAGCAGCAACUAUUGGCAACAGCUACUGGAGCUGGAGCUGUUGGCAACACGGUCGGCAAUGCGGUUACCGGCGCACAAAGCUUCACCUUUGCCUCAGGAGGGCAAACGGCCACAAUUAUAAAUCAGACCGCAGCGCGAACCUUGGGAAAUACCGUUCCGCUACUCGUACGUCUCGACAACACCAAGGUAUCGCGUGAUGCAACGGGGAAUUUGAUAUCAACUAUUGCAAACCAGACAACUCCUUCUGGACAAGUACAACUGCAAGCGCAACAACAAAAUGUGGUACCAAUUCAACCGCAACAACAGCUGAUGCAGCAGCAGCAGCAACAACAGCAACAGCAACAACAACAGCAACAGCAACAGCAACAGCAACAGCAACAGCAACAGCAACAACAACCACAGCAGCAGCAGCAACAACCACAGCAGCCGCAACAGCAGCAGCAACAGCAGCAGCAGCAACCGCAGCAACCGCAGCAACAGCAGCAACAGCAGCAACAGCAACAGCAGCAGCAGCAGCAGCAGCAACAACAGCAGCAGCAACAGCAACAACAGCAGCAACAGCAGCAACAGCAGCAACAGCAGCAGCAACAGCAGCAACAGCAGCAACAGCAGCAACAGCAGCAACAGCAGCAACAGCAGCAACAGCAGCAACAGCAUCAGCAACAACAACAACAACAACAACAACAACAACAACAACAACAGCAGCUGCAGCAAGCACAACAGCAACCGCAACAGCAACCACAACAACAACAACAACCGCAACAAGCACAGCAGUUGCAGAAUCCAGCUGCGUCGAUUCACACAACAAAUCCGGAGAUAAAGGCUAUUGCUAUAAGCAUUAUGAACUCAGCUAAUCAGUUCACGAACCGACAGCAGCAACAACAAUCCAGCACGAAGUCAAAUAGCAAUGCAGCUAUUCUCAGUCUUCUCAACAGUGCGCCGGCAGCGAUGACCAAUUCACCGGUCCUAAGUAGUAGUCUUACGCUUCCAGCUGGGAAAAUACUGAAUGAGCUGCAGCAGCAACAACAACAACAACAACAGCAGCAGCAACAACAAAGCCAGCAACAACAACAACAACAACAACAGCAGCAGCAGCAACAACAAAGCCAGCAACAACAGCAACAACCACACACAAUCCACCAUCUUCAAGCAGCAGGGGGGGGUACAGCUACAACUAUAAGCGGGAGCGCUGCAGCGGCCCUGUUCAACAGUGUAGGAGGGCGAAAGAUAAGUAUUCAACAAGCACAGACGAACCAAAACCGUAUUCUCAACCAUGCCAAUCUAAUCACCGUCAGCGGUGGCGCUGGCACUAACAAUCAUCAAACACAAAUCAUCAAUAUUCAAGCAGGCGAUUUGCAACAACAGCAACAUCAACCAGGACAAACGUCGACUCAAUCAGUUUCGCAGCAACAGCAACAGCAAUCGCAGCAGCCAGGAAAUAUUCGCGUUACUAUGUCCGCGCUCGCUACACAACUAGCAUCACCGCCCGCCAUUCUAACCACCUCUAACCUGCCACAGAGUUUCAAUGUUGCUGCCGCAGUUGGUGCUACAUCGGCUGGCAAUGUUUCUGGCACCGCCGUUUCGACGGCGACGGCGAACGUAGGCUCGUUUAGCGGUGGUACACCAUUAUCAUCAGCGGGAAGCAAGCUUAUUAUCAAUAACGCAAAUCAGCGUAUACUGAACAUCAAUUCCAACCCCGGAACAUCGACUUCAACGGCGGCCGUCGUUGCUGCCGCUAUCGGUGGAGCAAUUCGACGAGUUAGUGCAACGGGGAACCCUAGCGCUGCUGAUGGAAUACAGAUGCAGAUUCAGGGACUCACUGCUUCGCAGAGCACAGGCAAUCUUUCUACGGGUGCAAACGUUAGCAAUAUUGCUGGCAUCACUUCGGACAGUGCAUUGCGACGCACAAUGGUAUCGGAACAGCUACAGAUACAGAGCAUAGCUUCGCCUGGCAGUGAUCACUCCAACGCGUCGUCAGUUUCUCUAGCUAGCAAUGGAGGUGGCGGUAGUGGAAGCGGUACUGCAGGAACACUAAACGGUGCCAACGCAAACAACAUCAUCUUCAAUAACAUGUCCGGUUUAACGGCUUUGCUUGCGAAUACGGCCACUUCUGCUGUAGCACAACCUUCACUAGCUACCAGUAUCGGUGGCAGUAGCGAUGGAACGAUACAGAACUCGAUGUCUGUAGUCGGAGCAUCGGCCGUCGUUGGCCUAGGAGGAGUAUCGAACAGUGCAAAUAGCAGCACCAAUUUACCCAGUAGCAACAGCAACUCUACCGUGUGUGGCAAUAAUAACACAAACUCAGCAUUAAUCGAAAGACUGACUUCAUCUAGUAGCAUAAAUCUAUCUAAUAAUAGUAACCUGCCAGCAGCGAGUCCCGGACUGCAAUUUACCAUACCUUCGCCAAAAACGCCUCAGCAGCAAUCUCAAGCGCAUAUACAGAUACAAUCACCUGCUGGAUCGAUAUCGCCUCUCUCUAGUCCGCCGCCCCAGGUCACCAUCCAUCCGCAGCACCAUCAAACCCAGCAAGCGCAGCACAGCCAGACGCAGGCUCAAGCCGGUCAUCAACCGCAACAACCUACAACGGUCAAUUUGCAAGGAUUAAACUUUGCCAGCCUACACGGUGCGAUGACUUCCAUCCCCGGAUUGCAAAACGUACAGGUACAAAUUCCAGGACUUGCGCAGCCCAUUUCUUUAUCCCUUUCCUCUACGCCAUCCGGGGGAUCUACAGGCGUGCUCAACAACACGGCGGCAAACAACGCAAACCAGACAACCAGUUUACUAGUAUCAGUCCCAGUAACCAACACGACGCAAGUUGUGAAUACCAUUAACGCCAGUGGCACUGGCAAUAUACUGUCCGGUAACUCUCAAACGACUCAAACAGUUGUUCUCACGAAUCCACAGACGAGUGGAUCUAGCUUGCUUUCUCUUCCAAUUGCUCAAAUUGUGACAUCCGGCAUGAAAGGACUUGGUCAGCAGAGUAUACGAACCGGCACACCGUUAACUGUAAAUGCCGGUCAACCUGGACAACAGAUUCAGCUACUUAACAUUAGCCAACGUCCCCGAGCCGGACAGUUGCCCGUAGUGAGCUGCUCGGGAACAACACCGAUAACGGCCAAACAGCUGGCAGCGCGUGUGGUUCAGCAUCGACAGCAAAUGGCUUCGGCAGGCGGAUCCACAUUGAAAAUAGCAACUCCGAUUUCUGGAUCGCAUAAUGCAGGGCAGCUGGGCAAUAACUUAAACGUGACCUCUAAUACCACGACGAAUCAGCUGAUAAUGAGUACCAAGCAGCUGCAGCUAAAGCUUCAGCAGCAGCAGGUGCAGCAACAGCAGCAGCAACAACAGACACAACAGAUAAUUGCAGCAACUAGUAGCCAGCCACAGCCAGGUACGACCCAAAUUCAUAUUCAACAACAACCACAACAAGCGUCACAAUUGUUGCAACAGCAAGCACAACCGCAAGCUACUCAGCAAAUCAACAUUAUUAACAACACGGUGAUGACUCCAUUGUCGCUAUCUAGCCCGGUUUCAGUGACAAAUGCGGUGGUUUCCCAAUCCACAGGCCAUCAGAACGUAAAUGCUAUAACCGCAGCAACUGCAACCGCGAAGCACCGGCGAAGAUCGGCUGCUGAAAUGAACAAGUAGUGGAAGAAAAUGAUAAUAGAUUUGAACUUUUAGCACUGAGGCAGUCAUCGGUGGCAAUAGUCCAGGGCGUAAGCGCUAUUACCACAAGUUGUCCGUCGUAUCGCGACGAUUAUUACUAUUUUGUAGCUGUGCAGUGAGUUGGUUGGUUAGUUGGCAUGGUUUUAGCUGCUGUCGCUGUGUCUGAUCAAGCGUCCGGCGACGAACAGGAAAUGACACAUAAAUGUACGUGCUACAAUUAAAGCCGCCGUAGGUGUAGUGCGCAAAAAUUGUAAAGAAAACUUGCACAUGGCUUACCGAAAUGAUACUGAACUUUGUUACGGUGCCCGCAACAGUGUAACCCUGACGCGGUACGCUGCUGCGCGACUGUGCAAAAUGGACAGCACGCUUCCCACUGCGAGAUUCGGCAUUGGAGUGUGCUCUACUGUACCUUUUUAUUUUUAAUACAUUUUUUUAAAACACUGCUAUUACCGAAUGGUGUUACCUUAUCCUGCAAGAGUAGUAGUUAAUUUCCGAAGCGAAGUCAUCCAUAUAACUUUUCCUCUUGUACCUGUAGACCCAUGAAUUAUUUAUACCAAAUUUGUCGCGAAUUUCUUCAGUAUGCGCUUUCCCCCCCUUUUUGGAAACUUUUUUUCGCUUCACGUGCGAUUAGUUUGUGAAAUGUUAUGUACAAAUUUAAUUAAAAAAUAACAAUUUAUGAGCGUUAUUCAACGCUUCAUUCUGCAACAUACCGUGUCUUGUUGUUGCCUAUCCUUACUGCUGUGUGUGUGCUACACUUCGAUGUUCAGAGAGCUCAUCGAUUUGGGGUAAGGACAAUGCGAAAGUAACACAUUUGUCACCUUGCUUACAUCCCCUUCGGCUACUGAACUCUGAGUACUUUGGGACAAAUCAUCAAUAAGGAGUCGAUAUUGUUUUGGAAACAGUGCGUCGUCGAAACUAAUAUAUUACCUUGCCGUUAUGAUUCACUCGCUGUCCAUGGCACCACGAUACAUAAGCAGACCUUUGUUCAAAAUUGAUCCAACACACAGGAGAAGAAUUAUGUCUGAUAGCAAUGGCAUUCGGUCGUCAGUACCCGGGUAUUUUGAGAUGAAUAUGAAUGGGUGUUUGACAAGUGUGGCGCACAACGCCAUUACUACAAUUUCAAGAUAGGGUCAGCAAAUGGCGAUGAGGAUGCGUUGCGUGAACGGUUCGGAAGGUGGGUAAUAAAUUGUUGAUAUUACAUGUACCGAAUGCUACGGGUGAAUGGAGAGAACAGUAAUGCAGACAUCAAAAACAAAACGAAAAUUCAUCGGGAACUCGACAAAGGGACACACACACAAUUCUAUAUAUACACACAUAUAUUUAAAUAGUAAAUAAUAUUGCGCUGUUAGGAAGAAUAACGAUAUAAUAACGCAAUGGUAACGCAGGAAAAUCAGUAAAGAAGUUAGAUAGACCACGGAUAAGGAAUGUUACAAGCGAGAUGUUUCAAAUUUUAGUUUCUAAAUGUUGCUGUAAAUUAAAAUUGCAACGCCAGUCAGAGGCGCCGCUACUCAUUUUCUGAUAUUUGACGCUAAACGACGCUUUGCGGUGGUGAAAACGAGACAUUGACCGCCCGAUAAUUCUAAAGCAGUAGGAAUCCAGGCCUUCCAAACGGAAUGAAUUGUGUUUUGAGCGUUUCAGUUGUGGCAUCAUUCUAAUAGCGUCAACAAACAAACAAACCAACAUGCAUACAACAGUGUUAUGUGUUCAACAUAUCUCAAUGUAGGCGAGCGAGAACAACCGACCGUAGCGCGAUAUGUUUUAAUUUGAGUUAGUUGUACAUGCCCAAGUUAUGAUGAUGUGUAAGCCGGAACAUCGUUUCUGACUGAAAACGGAAAGCAGCUGAUUUACUUUCGGUGUAAAUAAAUUCUGUAUUAUUUAAUAAAAGAUGUUUGUUUUCGGUUCUUUUCGUGCUCAUUCAGUUUGUUCCAAGAGCAUCACAAACAGGAUUACACUUCAAAAUGUAGGUUUAACAUGUUUUGUUGUUGUAUUCAGUCGCUCUAGUAAGUGCAGUAGGUUGCAGGGCUGUCCAGCUCACGAGGGAAAGCUAGUUCUGCUGGGCUCAGCUACUAUCUAGAUUACAGCCAUGUUAGGGACGUAAAAUGCGUGUCCGUAGGGUGCAAACACAGAUACGUUCCUGGUGUAACGCUGCGAUUACCGAAUUGUGAAGGGCAUACAACGGCAUUGCUAUGAAUUAUCUUGUUGACGGGUUUGUUCCUGAUCGAUUCUGGGUAAUGGCCACUGUCUUAGCGAUUGUCGAGCUAACUGACGCAGUAAUUUAGGAUAGCAUUUAUUGAAAGGAACACAGGAGUGAGACCGAUGAAAGGAGAGAGGCUACAUAGACAGAGGCGUGUUAUUCGUGAACAGCAGUAGUAGUUGAUAAAGCCAAUGGUGGAAUUCUCAUCUUCAUAUAGGCACUUACUCUACCCAUAUGUCGGCAAAAGCCGACGUGUACGUUACAAAAAGGAAUAAUGAACUGAACCCCAACUGUCAUUAAGUGAUAUUCAUGACCGAAA